AUGGAGGUGCUUGAUUUGUCCGGCAACCAAUUGGUCGGCACCAUCCCAUCGUGGAUUGGCGAGCUUCACCACCUUUGCUACUUGGAUCUCUCAAACAAUUCAUUGGUUGGCGAUGCACCUAAAAGUUUGGCACUGCUAAAGGGGCUCGCCCCUGAUGGGCGUUCACCGGGCAUGGUUUUCACUAACAUGCAGUUGUAUGUGAAGCAUAACAGAAGCACACUCGGACGACGACUUAACGAGCUCCCAAAUGUCAUCACAGGGACCAACAACGUUGUGAGAUCUGGGAGCAAGAAUGUUAUAUGUGGGAACGACAACACUGUCAUAUUUGGGGAUGAAAACACCAUAUCCGGGAAUGAAAACACCGUAUCUGGGAACAACCAUGUCGUAUCUGGGAGUAAGCAUGUCGUAUCUGGGAGCAGGCAUGGCAUAACUGGGAGAAACAGUUUCGUAUCCGGGAGCUACAAUAACGUAUCUGGGAUUUACCAUGUCGUAUCUGGGAGUAACAAUGUAGUAUUUGGGAGCAACAAUUCUGUAUCUGGGAGGAACCAUAUUGUAUAUGGGGACAACAAGGUUAUAACAGGAGGUUGA
Triticum turgidum subsp. durum (durum wheat) is the source of this 588-nucleotide messenger RNA. Lineage: Eukaryota; Viridiplantae; Streptophyta; Magnoliopsida; Poales; Poaceae. The record is from the annotation of a GenBank genome assembly.